Molecule: messenger RNA, 1248 nt
Organism: Rattus rattus (black rat)
Lineage: Eukaryota; Metazoa; Chordata; Mammalia; Rodentia; Muridae
Gene: Pomk
Product: protein O-mannose kinase
Exons: 2
Coding region: 63-1226 (387 amino acids)
Biological process (GO): protein phosphorylation; carbohydrate phosphorylation; protein O-linked glycosylation
Cellular component (GO): endoplasmic reticulum membrane
Molecular function (GO): ATP binding; protein kinase activity; carbohydrate kinase activity
Source: RefSeq, a predicted model, not a curated record
AGCCGCUCACGCUCGCAGUUCAUCACACAAGCCUGCAAGUGGCGCUGAAGCUGACCGAACCCAUGAGUGGGUGUGGCCUCCUCCAGCCCGCCAGGGGCAUCAGAGACCUUCGUGGAAGUCGAAGCAGACAAUGGUGCUUACUACUUGUUGUCUCCUGUUCUGUCGUAGGGACUGACAUGGGACAGCAACAUGGAGCCAAGAAUGGUCUCACCCACAGAGAGCUCCCCCGGGGCAUGGGGCUGCUGCUCGCCAUGGCCCUUAUGAACGUGGUCCUCUACGUCUGCCUCGAUCAUCUCUUCAUCUCCCCUGGGCGAGCUACUGAGGACCCUCGGCGCUGCCCUCCGGGUUACUUCAGAAUGGGGCGGAUGAGAAACUGCUCGCGCUGGUUGUCCUGUGAGGAGCUGAGGACGGAAGUCAGGCAGCUGAAGCUCGUUGGGGAAGGAGCGGUGAAGAGAGUCUUUCUGUCUGAAUGGAAUGAACACAAAGUCGCUCUCUCCCGGCUCACCAGGCUGGAAAUGAAGGACGACUUCCUACACGGACUGCGGAUGCUGACGUCACUACAGAGCGAGCACGUGGUCACGCUGGCCGGCUUCUGUGAGGAAGACGGCACGAUUCUCACCGAGUAUCACCCCUUAGGUUCCCUGAGCAACCUGGAAGAAACACUAAACCUUUCAAAGUACCGAGACGUGAACACUUGGCAGGACAGACUGAGGCUAGCCAUGGAGUACGUCAGCAUCAUUAACUACCUGCACCACAGCCCCCUGGGCACGCGGGUCAUGUGUGACUCUAACGACCUGCCCAAAACGUUGUCCCAGUACCUGCUGACAAGUAACUUCAGCAUUGUGGCUAACGACCUGGACGCGCUGCCCCUGGUGGACCACGGCUCUAGGGUACUAGUGAAGUGUGGCCACAGGGAGCUCCACGGGGAUUUCGUGGCCCCAGAGCAGCUGUGGCCCUACGGAGAAGACACACCCUUCCAAGAUGACCUCAUGCCCCCCUAUGAUGAGAAGAUUGACAUCUGGAAGAUUCCGGACGUCUCCAGUUUCCUUCUGGGGCACGUGGAAGGGAGUGACAUGGUUAGAUUCCAUUUGUUUGAUAUCCAUAAGGCGUGUAAGAACCAGUUCCCCGCAGAGAGACCCACCGCUCAGAACGUUCUAGACGCCUACCAGAAGGUUUUCCACUCCCUCCGAGACACCGUGAUGUCGCAGACGAAAGAAAUGCUGUAAAAAUGCACCAUUGAGCGAUGGC